Messenger RNA from Penicillium taxi, 1314 nucleotides. RefSeq lists its product as uncharacterized. Lineage: Eukaryota; Fungi; Ascomycota; Eurotiomycetes; Eurotiales; Aspergillaceae. The record is from RefSeq and is a predicted model, not a curated record. The coding region runs from base 1 to 1314 and encodes 437 amino acids. Gene Ontology annotation, molecular function: transmembrane transporter activity. Gene Ontology annotation, biological process: transmembrane transport. The transcript has 5 exons.
AUGUUCAUCAUGUUCACCGUUUCAUUCGCCACAUUCACAGAUAUUCUCAUGUACUGCUUGACUGUACCCGUCACUCCAACAGCAUUGGAACGCAAAGUUGGCAUUGCAGAAGACAAGGCCUUCUCUCCUGUCGUCGGCUACCUAGCUGAUCGAGCUCAAUCUCGACGAUGGCCGCUUCUACUCGGACUGGUUGCACUGGGAGCUGCAACCGCCUUACUAUGCAUCGGUACCCACAUCGGUCUCUGGAUUGCAGGCCGCUUGUUCCAAGGAGCUGCCUCUGCAGUCGUAUGGACUGUUGGUGUCGCUCUUAUGGUUGACACUGUAGGCAAAGAUGGCCUCGGCCAGGCAAUUGGGUAUGUGGCUAUGUCACUGAGUUUGGGCACAGUGAUAGGUCCUCUUUUGGGUGGAGUCCUCUACGAAUAUGGAGGGUAUUAUUCUGUAUUUGGACUCGCCUUUGGAUUUAUCGGCAUCGAUAUAUUUCUUCGAUUGGUCUUGAUUGAGAAGAAACACGCCUUGCCAUGGAUAAAACCAGACGAAAUUCCGUUGCCGGUUUCCGACCAAUAUGAUGCCGAAAAGGCACAUACGAGUAACGAGGUCGUUUCCUCGGUUCUUGUCAGUUCUUCUGUGACAACAGAAGAGAAUCCUUUACCAAGAAGCUCUAUACGCCAACUAACGUCUCUUUUAAGCUCCUGCCGUUUGAUCGUGUCGCUGUGGGGGUAUCUAGUCGUCUCUCUAAUGCUCUCCUCCUUCGACAGCGUUCUCACAAUAUUUGUUCAAGAGGUAUUUGGAUGGCAGCAGACGGGCCAAGGACUAAUAUUCAUUGCUUUGAUGAUCCCACAUCUUUCAGACCCCAUCACAGGAAUGAUAAUCGACCGCUUUCCAAAGUCUCCCCGCUACCUUGUUUCGAUCGCAUUCCUCUGCGCAGUUCCGCUCGCAACACUCCUACGCCUCGUGAAAGAAAAAACAAUGCACGAUAAGAUCAUUUUGUGCGCCCUAUUAGCUUUACUGGGUCUCUGCAUUGCCGUCGCCAUGACACCACUUAUUGCAGAAGUGUCUUACGCGGUACAGGAAAGAGAGGAUCAGUGUCCAGGGAUAUUUGGCGAGAGCGGGGCUAUGGCUUUGGCAUUUGGACUUUCAAAUAUGGGAUUUGCGGCUGGCAGUCUUGUUGGGCCGUUUUUUGCUGGCUUUAUCAAGCAGAGUGCUGGUUGGGGUACAAUGGGUUGGGCUAUGGGGUUGAUUGCUGGCGUGUCUGCCCUUCCUAUUUUCUUAUUUAUGGGGGGUUGGAUUCUGAGAAAGCCUUCAGCUACUGUAUGA